Molecule: messenger RNA, 3004 nt
Organism: Lytechinus variegatus (green sea urchin)
Lineage: Eukaryota; Metazoa; Echinodermata; Echinoidea; Temnopleuroida; Toxopneustidae
Product: heterogeneous nuclear ribonucleoprotein R-like
Exons: 10
Coding region: 139-2046 (635 amino acids)
Cellular component (GO): nucleus; ribonucleoprotein complex
Molecular function (GO): mRNA binding
Source: RefSeq, a predicted model, not a curated record
GCGUUGGAAACCCGUAAGAACGCCAUCUUCCGCACAUCACGCACACGGGAGAGCCACGAUCCCCUGGACGGAGCAGGAAUUCGUCCAUUUCCCCCUUAAUUUUAAGUUAGGUAACACACCCCCAGUAGGCUGCAAAUCAUGGCAGAUAAUGGUGAUAUAAAACCAGAAGAGAUGGAACAAAGCCAGGGAGAUGGUGGUGCUGAGGAGCCCAUGGAGACUGAGUUUGAAAGAACAGACAAAUAUGACAGCUACCUGGGAAUGGGCUUCACAGAGAAGGUUGCUUCCGAACUGGACAGGUUCUUUGCAAAAGGAAUCCUUUCUGGUGAUGAUGCACUGGAUGAUAGAGCGUUUGAGGCUCUGAAAGAACUUGACGAGACAUCUAGGCUCGGAGUCUUGAAGCAGUUUGGUGAGAGUGACUUGUCCCAUGUCACUAACACAAGUGCAUUCCUGUGUGGGGUCAUCAGGACAUACAGACAGAAGAGCAGAAUGAAGCAGUCACAGGGUGGACAAGAACCCAAGGGUCCAGAUGAAGCUAAAAUUAAGGAAAUCCUUGCCAGAACAGGUUACUCACUUGAUAUCACAUUAGGACAGAGAAAGUCCAGUCGUCCCAAACCUGAAGAUGUUGAAACGUUACCGCCACCCGCCCAAGGUUCAGAGAUCUUCAUUGGAAAGAUCCCAAGGGAGAUGUUUGAAGAUGAACUCAUUCCUCUGUUGGAGCAGUGUGGUGAUGUGCAUGAUCUGAGGUUAAUGAUGGACCCACUUACAGGCCAAAACAGGGGUUAUGCAUUUGCAGCAUUCACUACCACCGAUGGUGCCAAGGAAGCUGUCAAAAAGCUCAAUGGAUACAAAGUCAAAGAAAACUGGCAAAUCAGUGUGAACAUCUCAGUACCGAAGAGUAGGCUCUACGUCGGCUCCAUCCCCAAGAACAAGACCAAAGAAGAGAUCUUGGAAGAGUUCUCCAAAGUUGAAAAGGGUCUGAUGGAUGUCAUCAUCUACAAGACAGAAGACAAGAUGCGCAAUCGUGGUUUUGCCUUCCUCGAGUUUGACUCCCACAAAGCAGCUGCAAGUGCGAAGAGGAAACUUCUCUCUGGAAGGGUCAAGGUCUGGAAUCAAAUCAAUGUCAAUGUAGACUGGGCUGAUCCAGUGAUUGAGCCAGACUCCGAGACUAUGUCGAAGGUGAAAGUUGUGUACAUCAGAAAUCUUUCUCAGGAAUCAACAGAAGCGAAGAUUAAGGAAGACUUUGGUCAGUAUGGUGAGGUUGAGAAGGCCAAGAAGAUGAAGGAUUACUGCUUUGUUCACUUCAAGGAAAGGGAAGCAGCUGUCAAGGCGAUAGAGGAGAUGAAUGGGAAGGAGUAUGAAGGAACCACGAUAGAAGUGUCUCUUGCCAAACCACCUCAGGAGAACAAGAAGAAAAAAGAAAGAAUCAUGAGGCAACAAAAUCUUGGAGGAUUCGGCUUUGAAGGGUACUCGCCUCGAGGUCGUGGUGGUCCACAAGGCGGCCACCGUGGUCGUGGAAGUGGAUAUGGUGGUGGAGAUCGCUAUAGGGACUAUGGUGGCUAUGAAGGUUAUGAUGAUGGAUAUUAUGGUGGCUACGGGGGCGGUUAUGGUGGUGGACGUUAUGAAGCAGACAGCUAUGGAUACGGUGAAGGCUAUGACGGUUACUAUGGCGGCGGAGCAGGAUACGGACGUGGACGUGGCAACAGAGCAAGAGGGAGGGGCAUGGGAAUUCGAGGAGGGCCCAGUACACAGAGGGGUUUUUUACGGGGAGGUGGGGCCCGAGGUGGCCCCAGGGGAGGGCGCGGUGGUCCCAGGGGUGGACGUGGCAACCGGGGUGGCCGAGGGGGGCGAGGAGGUAACAUGGGUGGCAAGAGGAAAUUAGAAGGACAAUUGAUGGGGGACCCAAAGCGACGCAACACCCAAUCUCAGUGGGGAACGCAACCCAUUGCCCAACAGCCUCUUGAUCAGGGAUAUGGUUAUAGUGACUACAACAACUUCUAUGAUGACCAGUGGUCAUCGGACAACUACGGGGCUGGCAGUUGGAAGUAGAUGACUUCAUCUGCAGGACCAUAAAGUAAAUUUCCACUGGAAAGGGUGGAUGAGACCUGUCUUCACUUCACGAUCAGUACAGGUAAAAUCUCAAUGGGCUGGGAACAUGGACUUUGUCUAUUGUAAAUAAUCAACUAGAAUAUACCUCUCUCAGAAUGCUCAUAAAGUGCCCAAUUCUUUUUAGCUUACUCAAUUAUUUGCGAACUACAAAGGCACGUGCACUGUCAACAUUUUAAAUAAUCUGGAAAAAAAUAAUAAUUCAUUGUAUUGAAGUUUGUCUCAUUUUGGAUGGUUAUGAAAUAUGUAUGUAAGUUUCAUGUAGGUAAUCCACUAGAAUUGGAAUUGGAAAAAUUUAAAGGAAAAACAGAAAAAAAGUUGGUUUUCAAAGUUCUUUGGUCUUUUUAACUAUUUUGUCUUAAUGUGUAACUGUUGAAAAUUGUCUAAAAGUGUGUACAUAGAAACCACUCUAGAACACCUGUGUAUUGUUAUGAAUUGUUUUGAAAAGAAUGAAACAUUUUUAUGGAGAAAAACGUUAAAUGACAUUGAUAUGCAGUAUUCAUUGACCAGUGCAGUUUGCAGGUUUGUCUCCUUUAGAAGAAAUAUUUUUACAUUUCAGACUCAAAUAUAAUGCUUUGUACAUUUACCUUCAGUGUUAUUCUGUACAGAUAAAGGCAUAUUUCAAGUUUGUUAGUAGCAGUCAAAAUGGGCUAGCAUGUAGACAUUAGUGUUCAGUGCAAAACUGCAAAUGUUUCUAUAUUCAAUUGAUAGAUUUUAAAUAUGUCUGUUUUUAUCAGAACACUCAUACUUUACAGCAGUGGAAAUCAUGUUUUGUCGUCCUGUCCGAAAAUUGUGACUCUCGUGUAGAUAUCCCUUGUUCUUGGCAAAAUUAAUUAUGUAGUAGCAAAAGUCCUAAGUUUUUGAUAUUCAUUAAAGUUGACCAUGUACAGAAUUUACAAAA